AUGUUGGAAGGUCUAGUAGCUUGGAUACUAAACAAUUACCUUGGAAAAUAUGUAGAGAACUUGAAUACAGAUCAGUUGAGUGUUGCUCUUCUUUCCGGAAAGGUCGAGUUGGAAAACCUCCCCUUGAAAAAAGAUGCUCUCCGUCACCUUGGUCUACCUGUGGAGAUUAAAUCAGGUUUCAUAGGAAAGGUUCAGCUGCAGGUGCCUGUAACACAAAUUCGAUCUGUGCCCUGGCUAAUAGCUAUUGAGAAACUUUAUGUUGUUGUUGCUCCUGUAAAUUUAGAUGAGUGGGACAGUAAUGUUGAAGCAUUGAUAGCUCAUGAACGUAAAGUAUCUAUCCUGGAUGCGCUGGAAGCGCAGUGGCGAGCAGAACAUGAAGCCAACGACGCAGGUUAUUAUGCUGCAUCAUAUUCCUCAUGGCUUAACUUUGGUACUGGAUUGCUGGCUAACAUAGUAGAAAAUCUUCAGUUAAAAAUCAACGAUGUCCACAUCCGUUAUGAGGACACUUUAACAUAUCCAGGAAGAUCAUUUGCUUGCGGGUUCGCGGCCGAAUCACUGGGUGCAGAGUCCUGCGAUGCAAACUGGCAGCGUGGAUUCACGCCACUCUCCGAACCUUGUUCUUUCAAAUUGUUAGAACUGAACAACUUAGCACUUUACUGGGAUCCGAUGCCUGUGCCAGCGGCUAUGAUGGCAGAUUGUACCCUUGCAGAGCUUACAGAUCGAAUGUGUAGUACUUGGUCAGCGGCUCACCGGUUCAUAGUCCAUCCUGUGGGGGCUAAUGCACGCGUACGCAGAGAACGCUGUGAGCAACCGUUGAGAGACAGGUCGCGGCCACGCCUGGCUUGCCAUCUUACCCUUGAUGCUGUUCUGUUGAGACUUAGUUCUCGUCAAUACAGUGAGAUGUCUGGGUGCGCACGCGGCCUUGAACGCGUGGCUCGCGUUAGAGAAGCACGAGAAUUUCGACCUUUAGUACCUUUACAAGGCAACGCAAAGCUGUGGUGGCAGUACGCAGUUAAAGCUCACCUUCCUCACCAUUUGUGGAUGGAUCCAAAACCAACCUGGGAGACCUGUUUGACGCAGUCACGAGCCACUCUUAAGUACGUCGAAAUAUGUCUGAGUCUGUUGAUUAACCCAGCUUCAACGCUGUCACCUGAAGACAAACAAGCGAAGGAUGACUAUGAAUGGGCCAAUCCGCUCUCCGUGUUGAAGCUGCUAAGAGAGGUAGCGAUUCGUAAAAUUCCCGCGUCGGCCCCUACUGGCUCCGAGCAGUCUUCAUCGGGCCGGUCUGUCCUGGUGCGCUGGUUUCCGCAGUGGUGGGGGUGGUAUACGCCCGGACCGCCUGCGGCGGCCCGUCUCGAGCACGAGAUCCUGAAUGUUAUAGCGGAUUCUCUCGACGACAACACGCUUCUACGAAGGGAUGCUCUCUUUGGCCUCUUCGAAUUUACGCUGAACACGGGGUCAUUCGAUUUGUACACAGAAGCAGACGACGAUAUAAGUACACCUGACGCCGACAGUGUCGGUGUUGAGCUGCAGUUUAGUUCAGUGCGCGUUCGAGUCGAGUCGCGACCCCGCGCAGGCGCACUCGCACUGCACGCCUCGUUGGGCGCCGUGUGUCUGCGCGACCAUGUUAAUCCUCGCACACUCUUCCCGGUCCUCGUGGCCCCCCAGGGUAUGAUACGCGAAGGCUUAAGCGCUAUGAACCCGGCGUCGAGUGCAGCUACAUGGUGGAAGGCGCACCAAGCGCCCGCGCAGCCGUCACCGCUACCUGAUACGAACAACGGCGCCGAAAAGGAGCCCCUAUUUCAGCUGACAUAUGAGAAAAAACCGCUUGGACUCAACUGUGAUCACAAACUACGCGUGAAAUCUAGAUCGGUGGAGGUCGUGUGGUGCUUAGAGGUAGCGCGAUGGGCCCAGCGGUGGGCGGCGCUCGGGGGCGCCGGCCCAGGCCGUGCCAUUGCACAAGUACGCGAUCAGACGCGCGCUACUAUCAUGAGCCAAUACGAGAAGUUACUGCACGCCAAGAGAACGCCGAAUGACCGGCGAUCGUGGAGCGUGGAACUAGAUAUAUCAGCUCCACAACUUCUAUUCGUUGAGGAUUUGUGUGAUCGCGAUGCAUCCGUGCUCGUGGUGGACUUCGGUAGACUGAGGUUAGCGAACGCCAAUCUCGUGGAAGAAGAGCCCAAACCGCAAGUACUGGACGAAGAUGAAGAAACAUUUAUGACGCCCUGCUCGACUCCGCCGGGCAGUUUACUGUCACCCGGUUCACCACCCGACCUGCCCAACAACGCGCCACGACCCCUCGAUCCAGCGCACUUGCACAUAAGCUUAUAUGACAGAUAUAAAAUUGAGCUGAGCGAUCUUCAAAUUAUGGUGGGUCGGGCACGUGAUAAUUGGAAGUAUGCUCACACGAAGGCCACUUCGGCGCUGCAUCUGCUGGAUAGAUUCAGCAUUUCCUUGCAGGCGGAGCGUCGCGUCGUCCAGACGAGUGACCCCCAAUAUCCAACGGCGGCUCUUUGUGGAUCGCUUCCGGCGCUCGUAGUUCAUCUCUCUGAGCACAAAUUAGCUGCACUGCGAGCCGUGCUGACCGCGCAGACUGCUCACGUGCACAAGCCUCAGCAACAUCUUCAGUCCCCAAAUCAAGAUGGGAAGUUUAAUGAAGACGAAGAAGAAGAAACCAGUAUUAGUUCUGAAACGGAGCAUUCUGAAUUCUCGACACAUAACAAUGCCACGCUGUUACUUCUGCAAUUCGCCAUCGAUCAGCUGUCACUUGAGGUGCAGUCUCGCGGGCGCAGUAUCGCCGAAGUGCAAGUGUGCGGCGUACGCGCAGCGGUCAGUGCACGGCCAUGUGACACGUCCGUAUCGCUCUCCGUGCACUCGCUGCUUCUAGUCGAUGCUCUGCAGACGUACGGUCCGGACUUCGAACUACUUGUUGCGAGCCAUAAACAUGUCGGAAUGGAUACCACAUCAGGCAGUAUCCGGGGAUCGGAGCCAACGUCUCCGACCUCCCCCGCGUCGCCUGAUAGCCGAGCACCGCCACCUGCGCCGUCGCCCCGAGACUUGCACCGUGCUUUGCACUCUUUACAUGACUCUUAUUUUCCCGAGGCUGGGCGCACAAGUCCUUCUACAAACUGGGCUAGCAGUGCAGGCACUAAGAAUACUUUCGGAGCUACGAGUUUUAACUGGGGCACCCAGAUCCCGACCAGUUGGAGCAGCAGUUGGGGCUGUGGCUGGGGAUCAGAAGGACCCGCCUGGGCGACACCUGGAAUUGUCGACUCGGAGGCCCUCAUCGCGGUCGAGUUGUGUUUGGUUAAAGGAGAAGGAGAUUCGGAAGAUUUAAGAAUUGCUAAUAUUCUGUUCAAUAAUUUGGAUGUUAUCGCAAAUCAGGAGACGAUAGUGGAGUUGAUAGGAUUCGUUCAUCGCGUGACAGGGGGUGCCCCCAAGCGCCCCCCGGCACCGCUCACCUCGCGACCGACACAUGCCUCAUUACUGUCUAUGCCGACUGUCGACGAUGAACUGAAGGUAGGUGUUCGGACAGAAAUAACGUUUGAUUUCCAUCGGCUGGGAGUACUACUGCUACGCGCUGCUGUUCGAGAGGGCGCUGUGGUCGCCAACAAGAUAGCGACUGCCACUCUCGGCGAUGCACGCAUCCAGGCCACAUUGCACGGAUCCAGGGUAGAGGUGAGUGGAUCGCUUGGCGGUGUACAGGUUGUUUCUUUAUCGGAGGGUGCAGGGGUCCACUCGCGCAUCCUGUCUGCCGGCCGACCGCCCCCCGCGCCCGCUCCCCUCGCCCCACUCGCCACACACAGGCAGCCGAAUACGCAGGCUAGUGAAGAGAAAGCGCUGUUUUUUAAUAUAACGAGAUACGUGGUGCAGCCUUUGAUAGAAGAUGAAGUGCCGGUGGUGGAGGUGAAAGUGCAAGUGCAGGUCGCAAGCGUUUGGUACACGCACUCGGGGCCGCUAUUGCGCGAGUUGCAGAGCUGUCUCACAGAGUUCAAGCAGUACCUCGCUAACCUAGCGCGCUCCAUCCGCGCUGCAGCCGCCGACAUGGCCAUCGGUCUUGUACAUCCACGCACGGAGUCCUUAUACGCGAAUCCGAAGCUAUCGCAGUCGAUGGACGGCGUGUCUCCGCGACGCCGAACUACGAGUCUCGGCUGUUCGCUCGACGAGCCCGACCGUGACUCGCAACAACUUAUUCUGAGAUUAAGAAGUACACUGAAAUCAGAAGAAAAAUACCUAAAAAAUGGAUACCCAGAAGAACAGUUCAAUACACUACUGCAAUCAGGAGUACCAAGUGAUUUGUCGAAAUUCAACUAA
Messenger RNA from Leptosia nina, 4314 nucleotides. Lineage: Eukaryota; Metazoa; Arthropoda; Insecta; Lepidoptera; Pieridae. The record is from the annotation of a GenBank genome assembly.